AUGAAAUCGCACAUACAGUACAGUCAGUUCCAAGUAAACGCGAUACUGAGUUCAAUCUACAUCGGUCAGCUGCCUUCAAGUUUCAUCGGGGGUUAUCUGGCCUAUCGAUAUUCAGCUAUUAGGAUUUUCCUGGCGUCAUUUGGUGCCGGCUCCAUUGUCCAUGUCCUUGGUCCUGUCAUGUUUGGCAACUUUAGAACUGCAGUGAUCCACCGUGUCUUGGCAGGCCUGGUAGAGGGACUAUGCGAACCCGCCGCAUUUGGCGUGCUAAGCCAAACCUUAACACCAAGGCAAAGUGCAAGAGUUUCCCCCUAUAUCUUUGCAGCAUACUACUUUGGCCAGUCUCUUGGAAAAAUCUCAACAGGCUUUUUGACGCAAAGACUGGCCUGGCAGACAGCAUUCUACGUGUUUGGCUUGGGUGAGAGGCAAGAUGCACUGGAUACACAAAGUCAGGACAAAGAGGGUUUCAAAACGAAAGGUGUUCCAUUCUGUCACAUCUUCACGUCUCCUGCCGUCUGGGCCUACGUUAUGAUUCUAGCAGCAUCCUACGUUUGGGAGCCAACUCUCCUGCCCCUGUACUUUCAGCAAAGCUUCGGGGUACAGGUCGAACUG
Branchiostoma belcheri (Belcher's lancelet) is the source of this 609-nucleotide messenger RNA. RefSeq names its product potential vesicular glutamate transporter vglu-3-like. NCBI's taxonomy places the organism in Eukaryota, Metazoa, Chordata, Leptocardii, Amphioxiformes, Branchiostomatidae. Gene Ontology annotation, biological process: synaptic transmission, glutamatergic; neurotransmitter loading into synaptic vesicle; regulation of synapse structure or activity. Gene Ontology annotation, molecular function: neurotransmitter transmembrane transporter activity; L-glutamate transmembrane transporter activity. The transcript has 7 exons. The record is from RefSeq and is a predicted model, not a curated record. Gene Ontology annotation, cellular component: excitatory synapse; synaptic vesicle membrane. The annotation marks the transcript as partial.